GCAUGUGUAACCAGGUGUAAGAAACACCGUUCAUUUAGUACCGUAAAAGAAGAGAGACUGUUUGCUUUGAUUAUCUUAUUUGUUUUGAAUGCACCGCUCAACUCGCAUGGUCCCACGUGGGGUACCUAGUUCUCAGCAGCCAAUCAGAAGCUACGCAGGCCACGCUCAGCCUGUCGGCUCGGAGAGGAAGUGCAGUCGCGUUGCUCUUCCGGUCUUUUCGGAUCUCGGCCCGGGAAGCGAGGGCAGCUGUGUGUUAAGGAGAAGAGGAAAACUAGAGAAAGAACCCAGAGUAAAACCUGUGAAAAAGGAAAAAGAGUCGGAGCACUUACCCAGUAGAGGUCCGGAGCCAAGUGGCUGAACGAAGGAGAGUUACGUCGGCUAACUGCUUGCCUGUCCGCCGGAGAGCUGCUACGAGGUUCGGCAUCGGCAUGCUCCACCUUGAUACACAGAGCAACGGUCAGGUUUUUUUAGAGGACUGAGAGUCUGAGGUUCAGGACAACUUCCUGCUGUGAAAGAUGGCGAGCCAACUACCCUGAUUGAAGAUUAGCACCGAGGAGAUAUUCACGUAUACACUCAUUCACACAAAUAAUACACUCACAUUACACUACAAGGAACCUUGGAAUCAGGUGAACUUUCAACAACUCCUUUUAUUUUAAGGGCCCCAACAGACAUUUUUGUUUUAAGUGUGCACACUACUUUUUUAUUUUUCUUACUGUUUGGUAUAAUAUUUUGCAUUUUGUACGAACCAGACAAAUUACUUUGUUCACUGUAAAAUAUAAGAGUGGCUACUCAAUUGUUACUCUUGUGUCUGCCUCAUUGUUGUUGCUCAGUACAGUGGCUCCUCUCGAAUUUGGUCUCUUCUGAUUCUGGUCCUGGUCUUAUUGUUAGUCCAACUUAUAUUAUACUGUAAUUCACUUUUACACUCCUAAAAUUGGUUACAGAAGUGGCGAGCCAGCCAGGAGCCAUUUGAUUUGAGCAUCAAUAUUGAAGUAAUGACCAGUAUGGAUUUCAUACAAAAGUCUGGUGUCAAAAUUCCAAAUGCAGUUACUGUCAGUGGAAUUACUCAGGUAGCUGAACAAGAUGAACAAGUGAUUGACUUUCUAAAACAGUAUGGUAAAAUUGAGAGAAUCCUUUUGGUUGAUGAUUCACAGUCCGAGUUCUUUCAAAACCUGAUCGUUGAAUAUGCUAGCGGUUCAGCCUUAGAAGGUUUAGAACCUCGCUUACCGUACAUGUGCAUAGCACGAGAUGACCCCACUGUUGUCUAUGAAGUAAAAACACUCAGUAGCGUGUACGCUACCAAGGUUGGAAGUAAUGUUACCAAGACAUACUUAGCUGAGCUCAAGCAACUAGCUAAGAUGAGUGGCAAAGACUAUUGCGUGGUGUUGAAGGAAAUGAUGUCUCAGAUCGGGGAAGAUGUUGAAACUAUGCAGCCCACAACUGAAGAAUCCUCCCCUACACAUGUUGAGACCACUGUCGUAUCCCCACCCACUCAUCAAGAGCAACAGUCUUACACCUCAUUUCCAGAUGCCACACCAAGCAGCAACGGUGCCGCUGACCAUGUUCCCCUCACCAAUGGAAAGAGAGCACCGUCCCUAUCAGUAAGUGACUUGAACCCACCGGACAUCCAGAGGGUCGUGGUCGAGCAUAUUGUGCGGAGGCAAGACGUUGUCCCACACAUCCAAUCCCAAGUGAGACUCCGCUCCUUCUCCGGCAAGACUCCCAGACCUAAUCAUGAAACUGAUUAUGACACAUGGCGCAUACACAUUGAGUUGCUCCAGAAUGAUCCUAGCAUGUCUCCUCUGCAAAUAUCCAGAAAAAUCCAUGAAAGCUUGCUCCCACCAGCAGCUGAUGUAGUUAAAAGCUUACGGCCUGAGUCACCGCCUGCAGCCUACCUACAGCUCCUAGACUCAGCCUUCGGUACUGUGGAAGAUGGAGAGGAGCUCUUUGCUCAAUUCCUGAACACCCUCCAAGACCCAGGUGAGAAAUCAUCCACUUACCUUCAUCGGCUCCAGUUAGCCUUGAACAGAGCAACAAAAAGGGGGGGAGUUACACAUGAAGAAGUAGACAAACAUCUUACUAAGCAGUUCUGCAGGGGGUGUUGGGAUAACACCUUGCUCAGCGCCCUGCAACUGGAGCAAAAGAAGAGCAGCCCACCCUCAUUCUCAGACCUCUUGCUAAUGAUUCGCUCCGAAGAAGAUCGACAGCAAGCAAAAUCCUGUCGUAUGAAAAAACAUAUUGGCAUCACAAAGCAAAGAGCUCAGGUGCAGUUCCAUGGCGCAUUUGUUUGUGAACCAGAGGAGAAAGAUGAGAGCAGUAUCAGUGCUAUUGAGGAUCUGAGAAAGCAAGUGGCAAGUCUGCAAAGCCAACUAACUACAUACAUGUCACAGAAAAACACCAAAGGAGCUAGCAGCAAGGGAUCUGCAGGGAAGCAACAGAGCAAGGAUGUCAAAGCCAAAUGA
Messenger RNA from Gadus morhua (Atlantic cod), 2459 nucleotides. RefSeq lists its product as uncharacterized. The transcript has a single exon. Lineage: Eukaryota; Metazoa; Chordata; Actinopteri; Gadiformes; Gadidae. The record is from RefSeq and is a predicted model, not a curated record. Bases 993 to 2459 code for a protein of 488 amino acids.